CGCCUCUUUCGUGAGGCUGACCAAACAGCUCCUUAGAGCGCAGACUCCCCUCAGAUUACACGGCAUCUUCCACGACCGGCAUACCUACUCAGCUUCAUAGAGCCAACUUGUAUCACCAACUUUGUUUAAAAUAUCCGCGCACACGAUUUCGAUACAUCUCCUCAUGCGAUACUUCUCUAAAUUUUGACAUUUCUUUAUCAAAUCCCCACCUCCUACGUCUCCUCCAGGUGCCCGUCGAGGCGCGACCACACCCUCCCAUGUCAUGACGCCCGAUGCCGUUCGUCCCCGGGACCAUUCCAUCGAACUCACGGCAGACUUAGAUCUUCUCGCCGGGCUAUGGCAAGAGGCGCCAUUUGCACGUUUGCCCGCCGACGCGCCCCCUGAGCUCAAGGCCUAUGUUCAGAACGUUGAGAACCCAGCGCGAGUCUAUGCGAUCCAUCAAGCGAGUCGCCGCCAUGGAUUCCAGCUUCUCGUGGAGAGAUACAUCUUGCAACUUCGAUCAGGUUGUGAAAAUGUCAAUUGCGCAACUCCCACUUGCUUCACAUGCAGGCGCCGCUUGGCAGGCCGGGCUCCCAUCCGAAGGUAUAACACGACAAGUGCCAGGACGUUAGCGAUAUAUUUAGCAAGCCAGGACGACCCGGAGAAAGGAUUAUGUCCGUUCCUCCGUAAAUCUCGCGAACCGCCGGCGGCUUUUGGCAACUUAAUAUUCUCUACGCGAUCAUCCUCGCCUUCACAUCCGGACCAUAACAGAGCCAAUGUCGCCACCUCGCCAGGUGCACGCAAGGAACGGCUCUCUAGACCACGAGCACCUUCAUCAUCAUCCCAAGAUGCCCUCGCUUCCCCAAUGAACGACCCAAGCGACCCAGUCUCUCCGAUCCAGAAUGCAAGUAGACCAGCCGCAGCAUGCACGCCACAUUCGAAAGAUCGCGAGUUGGUCUCUCAGAUCCGUGUAAUCGAGGCGCCGAUGAGUAAAGAUCACCGCUCAUUCGCCGCGAAUCUCUUUGGGACUGUCACUUUUAAGAUGCUCGAGUGGUUGACACCGCGAAGUGUCGCUGCAAUGGCGGCAAAAAUCAGCAAUCUCGAUUCAGUGGUGGAUUUUGAUUUUCCCCAAGAUCCAGCGAGCUCAGCCAGAACCACCGCAUGCUCGGAUAUUCAAAGCACUGCUCCUGACGAGUCAGAUACAACAGAUUCGACGACCAUAGCGGUUCAACCACAUGCAACUGAUAUGAAUGAGACUUCAUUCAUGCCAAAACCGGCAAAACCCAGUAACGGGUCACUAUCAAAACCACGAAAGAAUGCUGUGCCAAAGCACAAGCGACGUUCUACUGACUCGAACAAUACCUCCAAAUCCGGGGACAAUGUAAAGUCAACUAAAGCGUCCCAGGUAAAUGGCACCUCUGUACGACCUAGACACAAUAAGAGUUUGUCUGGACGGGGCAUCCCAGAAAUGUCUUUGAAACCAGGGUUUUUCGAAAAUGUUACAAAACCUUCGGCGCAGCCUCUUUCACCUACAAGUCCAUCAACUUUGCCACAGGUCGAGCCUUUUGGUGAAAUCAGGUCCAAAGACGAUACAAACUGUGGUCAUCCCAGAAUUAAUAACUCGCAAAGGACGAGAAAUCUUGACACAGCACUACCUGACAUCUCAUCCCACAGUCUGGAAAACAUCCUGCCUCAAGCUCUCUCACAGCUCGAUGUCAAUCUCGUUGACUUCAUUUGUGACAUUUACGAAGAAGACGGCACAGCACAGUCUGUUAUAGUCUCCGCCUCCGAUGCAAGUCAUCCGUACCCACGACCCGUGAACCAGCGGAAGCCUUUGCGGCGUCGAUCUAUGUCACGCACAACUAGGUCUAGAAAACAGUGGCUACGUUUUAAUGACCAGACCCUUUUCAACGUUCUCAUGGAUCCGCAAGUUGUUGUUCAGUCCUUCACUCACGACAGAAAACUCUACGAUUCUCAGACACUGUGGUACUGUUUUCAUCGAUUAAGCCGCGUCGCAUGCAAUCUUGUAUUUCACAGUCUCUGGCUGGCUGCCGGGCGUUUGUUUGUUCCUCCUCAAGAUUCGAUGUCACAUAAUUCCAUCAAGAACAAUGACUCGAGAUUACAGAAGCACAAAGGAUCUCUAUCCGAUAUUGACGCCGGUUAUUUAAUGUCGAUCUGCAUGCAUGCAUUGGUAGCCGCAGCUCCAGCUGUUCAAGAUUCGAGAACACUAUAUGAGAUGUCCCGCGUCCGCUCAAAUGGAUUGACACUCGCCGGCCGGAGCGCCAUGGCUCGGCAAUCUUCGUCUCGAUGUUUAGAUUAUGACGAUGCAUUCUCAAACGACUUGGCUAUCAGACUUGCGCGUAGGCUAUUUUGCGCCAUUACAGCCAGACGGUACUUUUCUAACAAGAUGGACAAUGCUGGCCCCUUGAAUGAGACCGAAAACAACAAGGUCGAUAUUUUGCAAUCUUUAGUUGACCAGCUCGAUUUUCUCAGUACAGGCUCAGCGACGAUUCUGGAGUUCCCGCAAUCAGAGCGUCUGUUGCAUGAGACUCGUGUGCCAACCAUUCUUCUGGAUUGGGCACGCACCAUAUUGCUCAACGAAUGGGACGGUCGAGCCGAUUUUGAUAUGGAUGGGCCAUUCGGAGGAGCUUUAUCGUUCAUCGAGACCCUACGUAUGUGCAUGCUCCUCUUAGCCAAUCAACAGAAUUUGAUCUCACUAACUUCUCCAAGAUGCCAACCGAAAUCUUCUCCUUCUAGGGGAUAUCCAAUUUCGGGUCGAUUAUCUUUCAGAGCGCUUGGAUUCGAUCGAGAUGCCUGUGGACUGGUUAACGUUCAGUUCGACACGCUGGCGACGACAUAUCCUAGACUACCCUUACAUCUUCAGUCCCGACACGCUUGUUUCUUUCUUUCGUUCCAUCAAUUUUGCCCGGAUGAGUCGUAUGUUCGAAGAGUCGAGUUCAUUAAAAACUCGCAUGAGUGCUAUUGUCGAUCCCGGUAGUCUCAUUACUAACCCCCACCACAAGAUGGUUUUACAAGAUCUUUUGAGAACAGCUUCAUCCAAAUACCUAGUUCUUGAAAUCGGCAGGAGUAACGUCGCCCGAGAUGCUUUCGACCAGCUUUGGAGACGAGAGAAACGAGAGCUUCUUCGCCCGCUGAAGGUGCACUUGGGUGAGAAUAGUGGCGAAGAGGGUUUUGAUUCUGGAGGUGUUCAACAAGAGUUUUUCCGAUUGGCAAUUGCUGAGUGCCUCGAUCCCCAAUAUGGUGCUUUCACUGUUGACGAACGGACACGCAUGGCCUGGUUCACCCCUGGGUCAUUGACCGAAGAUUGGAAGUACGAACUUGUGGGGCUUCUGAUGUCGCUCGCCUUGUACAAUGGCCUAACGCUGCCAAUCACUUUUCCGAAGGCUCUUUACCGGAAACUACUGGGCAAACCGGUUGAAGAGCUUCAUCACAUCGCCGAUGGCUGGCCAGAUUUGGCAAGCGGGCUGACAACAUUACUGGAGUGGGACGAAAAAGAUGGCCUCGUUGAGGACAUUUUUGCCCGCACGUACGAAUUUUCAGUUGAAUCGCUCGGUACCGUUGUGACACGAGAUAUGAGGAUGGGCGAACAAGCGAGUUGGCCCAAGGCGGCCUCAAGCUCGUGUGAUAUUGCACCACCACACAUGGAUAACCCAGACGACGCUCCCCUUGUUACCAACGAAAAUCGGGACGACUAUAUCAUCGAUUACAUCCGUCACCUCACGGAUGUUUCCAUUCGGCGGCAGUAUCUUGCUUUCGAGCAAGGGUUCAACUCUUGCCUCGAUAAGAAGUCACUUUCACUCCUGAGUCCAUCUACCUUGCAGUCACUCGUUGAGGGUGUUCAAGAAAUCGACAUCAUCGAAUUGAAGCGGUACGCGCGCUACGUGGGCUGGGAUGCUUCGCAUCGUACCAUUAAAGACUUCUGGUCCAUCGUCAAGAGGUACGACGAGAGAAUGAAACAACGCCUUCUGGAAUUUGUGACAUCGUCCGACCGCGUUCCUGUCGGCGGCAUGAAGAACCUCCAAUUUGUGAUACAAAAGAAUGGUGAAGAAGACGGCACGGGUGGGCAUUUACCGACAGCAUAUACCUGUUAUGGCACACUUCUUCUACCAGAGUAUAGAGAUAAAGAGGUGUUAAGAGAGCGGCUUGGGAUGGCACUUGAGAAUGCUCAAGGAUUUGGCUUUGCUUAAUGAGGCGUUUUUCAUGGGAUAAGGUAUGGAAUCAGUUGUAUUAAACUUUGCAUGGGUAGCGACCAGAUUCUGUACGCUUAGUAGGCAACUGGAGAGAAAGCGCGAGUGACUUGCAAAAUAGCAUAUGAAAGCGUCUAAUGAUAAUGCUCAGUUUCAAGCAAUGUGCUAGAACUUGCCAGGAUAAGCAGUAUGCUUUAAACAAGAUCAUCAAAUAGGUAUUCGUCUGCUAAUCUCGCAUUUGCCUAACAUUUAGGUUGAUCCUCUUGUUUUUCAUCCAUCCUCGCCAGUCCGCAAACUUCUCAUCGUCACGGGCUGGCCAAUCUUCAAGAUACCUUGGGCAUGUAUCCUUCAGCACUUUAGGCACUCCAUGCCAGGCAUAUCUCGACUCCUGUGUCAUAUAGAUGGCAUCACCAGAUCUGAGCCUCAACAGUAGAUACUGUUUCUCGCCUGGUGUUUCAUUCUGAGGCCCUUUUUCAAGGUCAUUCGGUGCAAUCAUAAAGAGUCCAUCACAGCCAAAACUCAAACUGAUAAGUCCCUUGUCUGUCUCCUCGCUGACAUCUCGGUGCAUCAUCAUAGUAUCGCCUGGCGUGUAGAAGUUGAGGAUGGCUGCUUGGGCAACAGUUUCGGGGAACAGGUCCUCAAGUAAGUGUGAGAUAUCAUCUGGAAACUGAGGGGGCAAUUCCUCGGGGUAAACACGAUUGGUCCAGUCGUACUGGCCCCCAAGCGUCACCCAGUGCAGUUUUCGCUGCAUCACCUGCUUGAUUGACAGUGGCUUAUGAACGCUGGGGUCCUUCGGGAGAAAUGAUGCCGGUGAUUCUGGACUGAUAGAGAAGAAUGACCGUUCAUCGUCGUCCUUCCCUUCUGGGUAUGGAAGGUUGUAGUGUAGAUGUAGAUUGGUCU
Molecule: messenger RNA, 5087 nt
Organism: Fusarium odoratissimum NRRL 54006
Lineage: Eukaryota; Fungi; Ascomycota; Sordariomycetes; Hypocreales; Nectriaceae
Exons: 2
Coding region: 263-2977 (904 amino acids)
Molecular function (GO): ubiquitin-protein transferase activity
Source: RefSeq, a predicted model, not a curated record